Messenger RNA from Arvicola amphibius (Eurasian water vole), 219 nucleotides. Its product is annotated as small integral membrane protein 10-like protein 2A. The record is from RefSeq and is a predicted model, not a curated record. The transcript has a single exon. Lineage: Eukaryota; Metazoa; Chordata; Mammalia; Rodentia; Cricetidae. The coding region runs from base 1 to 219 and encodes 72 amino acids.
AUGGCGGUGACGGCGGCCCUGUCGGCUGCAGCUGCAGCUGCGGCCCUAUCCGGCCUGGCAAUGCGAUUGUCGCGUUGGGCGGCGAAGCGCAGCUCCUACAGCGCCUUCUGCAAGGGGCUCACGCGCACGCUGCUCACCUUCUUCGACCUGGCCUGGCAGCUGCGCGUGAACUUCCCCUCGGUGAUGCUCAACGUCCGCCUACAGGUGCGAAUCGAGUGA